UGUGGCGCGGGAGGCGUUAGAGCGAGGGAACGAGAGACCGAUCGAAGAUGUCCGGCCGCGGGAAGCAGGGCGGGAAGGCGCGGGCCAAGGCCAAGUCGCGCUCGUCGCGGGCCGGGCUGCAGUUCCCCGUGGGCCGUGUGCACCGGCUGCUGCGCAAGGGCAACUACGCGGAGCGGGUGGGCGCCGGCGCCCCGGUGUACCUGGCUGCCGUGCUGGAGUACCUGACGGCCGAGAUCCUGGAGCUGGCGGGCAACGCGGCCCGCGACAACAAGAAGACGCGCAUCAUCCCCCGCCACCUGCAGCUGGCCAUCCGCAACGACGAGGAGCUCAACAAGCUGCUGGGCAAGGUGACGAUCGCGCAGGGCGGCGUGCUGCCCAACAUCCAGGCCGUGCUGCUGCCGAAGAAGACCGACAGCCACAAGGCGAAGAGCAAGUAAAGCGGGCUCGGAGAAUCGUCCCGAGCAUAAAAGUCAAACCCAAAGGCUCUUUUCAGAGCCACCCACAGUCUCGAUAAGGAGCUGGAGUUUAUGGUUCUGUGAAACUAGAGCCGUGCUUUUUUAGUUUUGGGGAGCGUAGGGUGUCUCUGUCAAAGGAAGAGACCGAUUAGAUUGCUCCUCGCUGCAGCAGCCCCCUGUCCCAUUUUCUUUGCCCAGGCGCUCAUGC
Molecule: messenger RNA, 663 nt
Organism: Colius striatus (speckled mousebird)
Lineage: Eukaryota; Metazoa; Chordata; Aves; Coliiformes; Coliidae
Product: histone H2A
Exons: 1
Coding region: 48-437 (129 amino acids)
Cellular component (GO): nucleosome
Molecular function (GO): DNA binding; protein heterodimerization activity; structural constituent of chromatin
Source: RefSeq, a predicted model, not a curated record